CGAUAGUGUGCGACAAGGAUAACAAUAUAAAUUAGUUUCGGUACCUAUCCUAAGGGUGAUUCACACGGUGCAUGCUUAAAAGUAAAAUUAACGGGAAACAUCCAAUUUCUGUUAUGGUUUUUGAACUUUUAUAUUUCAAUCUCAGCCUCGUUUCAACAAACAAAAGUUUUUAGUGUUUAGAAAACCAUAGACUGAAAGAAAACAUAUGAUUGAAACAACAAAAUCAAAAUCACAAUCAAUGUAUUAUUGUGAAAAAAAUGUUAUAUGGUUCAAUAUAUUAUCGUGAAAAUGUAAUUGAAUGAAAUAUGGUUAAAUAUUAAUGCAUGGAAAAGAAAUAGUAAAUUUUUGGAAUGUAUUGAAUAAUAGUAAUUGAAAAUGAAUACUUCGUGGAAGAACACUCGUUACGCUUUAAAAAAUUUUGCGAAUGUAUUGAAGUGUAACAAAUGUGGAAAUAAACCAAUAAAUGCAACGAGAUACACUAAUUGUGGUCACUUUUUUUGCAAACAAUGUGCUAGCAGCGAUUCAAUUUGUAAAAUUUGUAAAACACCUGUACAACCAAUUGAAACAUGUAGUGAUCAUUUAAUUGAGAGUCUUGUGUCUCAUUGUAAUGUUAUUGCAGAAAUAAUACAGGAAAGAGAUUUAUGGAAUUCAGCCAGGAAUUCAAAUGCAAUACAAUUAUCUACAAUGACAAAAAAUACUUCUACACCAUGUACAAAAUAUCAUAUACCAAAGAAAAACAUAAAUAAAUUAAACAAUAAAGGAGAAACACAAUUACAUAUUGCGUGUUUAAAGGGGGAAAUUCAAGAAGAUUACAUAAAAGCUCUAUUAGCUGCUGGUGCAAAUCCAAAUACAAAGGAUUAUUCUGGUUGGACUCCUUUGCAAGAAGUUGUAAGCUUUGGUCAUACCAACAUAUGUCGGUUAUUAUUAGAAUGUGGUGCAUUACCAAAUACACCUGGCGAAGGAAAUAGAACAGCAUUACAUGAAGCUGCUAAAGAAAAUAGAUUAUCAGAAGCAAAACUACUGUUAAAAUAUUCAGCUAGUAAAGAUGUAUAUGAUAAUUCUGGAAAAAAGCCUAUAGAUUAUUGUAUACCAUAUAGUGAGAUGUGGAAUAUUUUGAAAGAUAAAAAUGAAUUGGACAAUGCGUCCAAACAAGAUCUUAAUCAUACUUUGAAUAAAUCGUUUACCACAACAAGGACAUUUGAUACUGUUGUUAUAUAUGCAUCAAAUUUGAAAGAAGAGAAUAAAAAAUACCUGAAUGAAAUAGCUUCAAAGAAUAAAAUUAAAGUUGUAUCUACAUUUCAAUUAUCUGUGACUCAUGUUAUAGUAGAAGCCAAUAAUGCAAAUGUUGUACAACUAUCAUAUGAUGUAAUGAUGGCACUUUUACGUGGAACCUGGUUACUUAAUACUGAAUGGAUUCAGUUAGGUAUGGAUAUAGGUGAUAUAUUGAAAGAAGAUUUAGAAAUAUUUGAAGUUAGUGGUGCACCAAUUAAAGGUAUUCCAAAAAAAGCUAGAGAAAGUGCACGAAAUCAGAAUCCGGGUCUCUUUAAUCAAUGUUACUUUUAUUUUGCGUGGCAAUCAAAGAAUGUUUAUAUAAAUAAUAUGCAAUUAACAAAAGAUGCAUUAUUGGCAUUAAUACAAGAAGGUGGUGGAACAGUUUUAAAAAGAGAACCAAAUCCAGAAGAUAUAAAAAACAAAGAACAGUUUAUUCCUUUUCAUAUUGCAAGUGAACCUACUCAUCCUUUAUAUAAGUGUACACAUUAUAUCAUAUAUAAACCAGAAAAAGAUGAACCGAUUGUAAAAUAUAAUAUGCCACAUAUAAAGACACUCCCGCUCAUAUGGCUAAUUGAAUGUAUAGAAAAAUUUACAUUAGUUGAUCCAUCGCAAUUAGGUUUACUUAUUUAAGUUUAAUUAUUUUAAUUAUUUUAAUUAAACAUGUUUUGUGAUUUUAAUUGUUCUAUAAAAAUUAAUAUUAUAAAUAAGUGCUAUUAACUGGUGCAAUGCCAUUUUAUAUUUUAUAUUGUUUAUUACGUAAACAUAUUAGUUUAGUAGUUUUUAUACUUAAUGACACUUCGAUUGAAAUGAGUAAUAAAAUUUUAAAGAAAUAUUCAUCUUUUUAGUUGGAUUUUUUAAGCAGACAUAUGUUAAUAUCGUACUAUGAUUACGAAGAAUUGACCGUUGCGCAAAGAACGAUAAAUUCCAAAGGGAAAUAUCGUACGGUAUCCUGUACAUUUACGGGUAAAGUACCGCUAGUCGUGCACAUAUACUUACAUAUACAUGCGAUGAGAAAGAGGGAAUGGAAGAAAAAAGUUGGAUGGGAGCGAGAGAGAGGUAAAGAGGAAGGACAGUGUGAACAUGAAAAAUAGAAAAAAGAAAUAUUCUAAUAUAGUUGAGAUUAUAUAAUAAGAAAAAUCAAAUA
Messenger RNA from Frieseomelitta varia, 2416 nucleotides. Its product is annotated as BRCA1-associated RING domain protein 1-like. Gene Ontology annotation, molecular function: protein binding. The transcript is spliced from 9 exons. NCBI's taxonomy places the organism in Eukaryota, Metazoa, Arthropoda, Insecta, Hymenoptera, Apidae. Bases 376 to 1902 code for a protein of 508 amino acids. The record is from RefSeq and is a predicted model, not a curated record.